AUGUCGAAAGUAGGCCAGCCGGAACUGAAGCGCUUCCUCGACAAGCGGGUGGCGGUCAACAUCCAGGGCGGGCGCAAGAUCAACGGCACGCUGCGCGGCUUCGACAUGUUUCUCAACCUCGUCGUCGACGAUGCCGUCGAACAGGUCCACCCGGACUCUGGCAACGUAAACGCCUGGCAGGAUGGAGAGAGUUGUGGCACCGUCGUCGUCCGUGGUAACAGCGUAACGUCACUCGAGGCGCUCGAAUACGUCAAGACGCGAUAG
Molecule: messenger RNA, 264 nt
Organism: Pseudozyma flocculosa PF-1
Lineage: Eukaryota; Fungi; Basidiomycota; Ustilaginomycetes; Ustilaginales; Ustilaginaceae
Exons: 2
Coding region: 1-264 (87 amino acids)
Biological process (GO): spliceosomal snRNP assembly; mRNA splicing, via spliceosome
Cellular component (GO): U2-type prespliceosome; spliceosomal tri-snRNP complex; U5 snRNP
Molecular function (GO): RNA binding
Source: RefSeq, a predicted model, not a curated record